GAGAUGGGGGUGGUGAUGAUCGACGGGACGACAGUGCGGUCGUUCGUGAACGACGAGGAGCAUUUCGUGAAGGGCGUGGACGAGGCGUUCGCGGCGCUGGACCUGAACCAGGACGGCGUGCUGUCGCGGUCGGAGCUGCGGCACGCGUUCGAGUCGACGCGGCUGGUGGACACGGACUUCGGGGUGGAUGUGGCGAUGCCGCCUGAGGAUGUGACGAAGCUGUACGACUCCAUCUUCGCGAGGUUCGACUGCGACAACAGCGGGACGGUGGACCAGAAGGAGUUCAGGGACGAGAUCAGGAACAUACUGCUGGCCAUCGCCGACGGCCUCGGCUCCAACCCUAUUCAGAUGGCGCUCGAGGAGGGCGACAGGAAUCUCCUCAAGAAGGCCGCCGAUCUCGAGGCCUCCAAGAUUGCUAAGCCUAAUUGAUUAUGUUUCAUAUUUCAAUGUGUUGCUUUGUUUUUGUUUUUGUUUUUGUUUUUGUGUUUUUCUUCUGGCAAAUGUGUGUUUCUGUUGUAUGGUUAUGGUAGUUAUUUUCCUUUGGAAUUUUAAUGUUUUUUGGUUUUAUAAAUGUACGAAUUGGUGUAA
Salvia splendens (bonfire salvia) is the source of this 588-nucleotide messenger RNA. RefSeq lists its product as uncharacterized. The coding region runs from base 4 to 429 and encodes 141 amino acids. Gene Ontology annotation, molecular function: calcium ion binding. The record is from RefSeq and is a predicted model, not a curated record. The transcript has a single exon. NCBI's taxonomy places the organism in Eukaryota, Viridiplantae, Streptophyta, Magnoliopsida, Lamiales, Lamiaceae.